AUGGAGAAUUCUAUCAAAAAGGAAGAGGCGAAUCAAAAUAAUUUUACUAGUUCUGAGAACAAACAAGCUGAAUCCCCAAAUAAAUCUAAUGACCCUAAGCCUUUUCCAGUGUUCAAAGUACCAUUACCAGACAAUUGGUCCUUUGAAGUAAUCAAAAGUGGAAUUAGCUUAGAAAUUAUGGAAUUUCCGUUGAAAGAAUUUCUUGUACUCGGACGUUUGCCAGUUUGUGAUAUACAAAUGGAGCAUCCGUCUAUUUCUAGAUAUCAUGCAAUCAUUCAGUUUAACGAUAAAGGCGAGAUUUUUUUGUAUGAUUUGGAUAGUGCUCAUGGAACUAUAAUCAACAAACAAAGAAUAUUAUCACAAAGUUAUAUAAAACUUCGCGUCGGUGACCAGUUAAAAUUUGGAGAAAGCACCCGAACAUAUAUUUUAUUGGGACCCGAAGAACCACAACCAGAACUCCCAGAACCAAAACGAAUUUCUAAACCAUUAUCAAAAUCUAUAGAAGAGUCUGGCGUUAAUUGGGGUUUUGCAGAGGAUGCAGAGGAUGAAGGUGAAAUGAAUGUUUCGGCUGCUAAAGAAUCAUGGAAGCGUGAUGAAGAUGCUUAUUAUUACAAAGAUCCAAAAAAAGCUUUAAGGAAUUGGCUUGAGAAUCGUGGUUAUGAUUUGGAUUUUGAAAAUGAGCAAGAAGGACCAGGUCACUCACGUACUUUUACUGCUCGGAUUCGGUUACCAGACGUUGAAGAUGCAUAUGGGCCUGUUUAUGGUACAGGCAGUGGUUCUAAAAGAAAGGAUGCAGAAAAACAAGCUUCUAUAGAUGCUUGUGAGAAACUGGACAUGCUUGGCCUUCUGCGCGCAAGUCAAGACGAAGCCUCCGCAAGAAAGAAAAGAAUACGUGAUUUGUUAGGUGAUAACGAUGAAGACGAUGAUAACGAUACUGAGCGAGCAAAACUACGUAAAAUACAGCAACCUCAAAAAGUGGAAACUUAUGAAUCAUUAACAAAACAACGAGAAGAACUUGCAAUUAAAAUCGAAGAAACUCGAAAUAAAAUAUCUUUUGCUAAAGAAUUUGAAAAAUUAUCUCCCGCGGUUGCGGCUGAAGAUGAUUUAGAUACUUAUAUGGAUUCAAUAAAUAAUGAUCUUAAGGGUGAAUCAGCAGCAAACUUGGAAGCUAUACUACAGGAAUUAUUAAAGCAAGAUCAGAGGCUUGCUAAACUAAUUGAAAUCACGAAACCUCUUGAUAUUAUGCAAAGUAAUUCAAUAAUAUUAUCCUCUUCAAAAUCAGAUGUUGCAAACAACAAUGCAGCUGUAUCUGCAAUUGCAACAAAUACAUCAUUAAUUACCGAACCGAACAUUAAAAUAAAUGUGGAGAAAAAACAACAGGAUACACUUAUCCCAUCAUCAAAUAAGUUUAAAGUUCCAAUAUCAACAAUUAAUUUUGAACAACGUGAUAAAUUUCUUAAUGUACAACCAACCAAAGAGUCUUCAACUUAUGUUUCACAAAAAAGACUAAUUUCUUCUGAUAAAGAAGAAAUUAAUAAUGAAGAAGAAAUAAUGAAAACUACGAUACCAAUGACACCUCAAGAAUAUGAAGAAAAUCAAGAAAAUGCCAAAGAAUUAAAUGAAAUUGAAAUAGAAGAAGCUACUGUAUGGGAACCACCUAAAGGACAAACAGGUGAUGGCAGGACAGCUUUGAAUGAUAAAUAUGGAUACUAA
Funneliformis geosporum is the source of this 1713-nucleotide messenger RNA. NCBI's taxonomy places the organism in Eukaryota, Fungi, Glomeromycota, Glomeromycetes, Glomerales, Glomeraceae. The record is from the annotation of a GenBank genome assembly.